Molecule: messenger RNA, 306 nt
Organism: Melampsora larici-populina 98AG31
Lineage: Eukaryota; Fungi; Basidiomycota; Pucciniomycetes; Pucciniales; Melampsoraceae
Exons: 2
Coding region: 1-306 (101 amino acids)
Source: RefSeq, a predicted model, not a curated record
AUGCCCCCGGCCCGGGACUCUUGGUUUGCUCGAACCAAACUUUGGUUUCCGAGAACCAAGGGCUCCGGGGCCGGGGCCCUCACCUCUCCCACCCGCCCUCCAGAUGACUCGAUCGCGGAGCGUGUGACCGAAGCCCCUACCUCAGAUGCUCGAUGGAGCGUCCUGAGCCCCGGUCACACCCCACAUACGCAAAUCGGGUCGUCUGAGGCGCCAAUCAGCAGUUCAGUAGAUUCAAUUGAAGAUCACUUCUUCAAUCUUCUUCCUCUCGCAUCAAGGCUUAAGGUUAACGCCACGUUCAAACUCUAA